AAUCUUUAGUUUCUAGGGUUUCGCUUACCUUCCCUCCGCGCCAUUGAGCUCCGACCUGAGCUUUUCCGGGAUUACUAAAGCUGAAAUUGAAACACCUCCAUUUGCAUCUUCAGGGAGAUAAUAAAACUGUGUUGAGUAGAAAUGAGUGCUGCAGCUCACAGGACUCCUAAAUCAGGGAGGCAAUCUUUGCUAUUUCAAGAUUUAGCUUCUCCUGUUUCAGCACGUAGAGGGAAAUUCUCGAGUCCAGGACAGGCAGCUGCGGUAUCUGCACUAUGGCGUGAAAAUUUCGGAGGAUCGGAUCUUCCACCACCUCCAAUGUAUACUUUAGAUGACCGGUCGGAUUUCUCCCCUGAGUCUGGCAUUGCAGACUACUCUGCUUCUCCAGAUGCUAAAUCUGACAGAAGAAUGCCUUUCCAGAGUUCUGGAAAGAAUAUUGUAACUCCCGGUAAAGGAAAGUUGGAAGCAAGCCCGUCUUUUUCUCUACUGAAUGCACAACAGAGUCAGCAAAUUUCAGGGAGUCCGAGUUGGUGGUCGCAGUCAAAGGCAGGUAGUAGUACCGAGCAGGAUGAUAAAGGGAAGGGUUCUCCUGUAGAAGGGGUGGUUCAGCCAGGUGCAUUGGUCACUCUUCCGCCGCCAAGAGAAGUUGCUAGGCCAGAGGUUCAGAGGCAGAUUAUACCUACAGGAAACCUUGAUGAGGAAGAAUGGGUCACUGUCUAUGGAUUUUCUCCAGGUGAUACAAAUUUGGUACUACGGGAAUUUGAAAAGUGUGGUAUGGUCUUGAAACAUGUUCCUGGUCCAAGGAAUGCCAACUGGAUGCACAUCCUCUACCAGAACCGGUCUGAUGCACAUAAGGCGCUGAACAAAGCCGGGAUGAUGAUAAACGGAGUGGUUAUAGUAGGAGUGAAGCCAGUAGACCCUAUACAGAAGCAAGCUUUAAACGAGAGACUCAACAACCAAGGAUUCGUGCCUUUACCUCCACCAUCAUCCACUAGAGACACUGCUCGACCCUUGUCUCGUCCUCAGUACUUGCAAAAUGGCAGCGCUUUCUCCCCUCAACCAAGUGGUGGCGCUAUGGCCUCUCCGUCAAAGUCAAUGGUCUCAAAGUUCUUUGACUUGAUGUUCGGUGUUUAAAAGCCACUUCAAUUGGCAUUUCACGAAUGAUAUACACAUAGUUUGAAGUUUUUGAGGAGAGUGGCAAAGUAAAUCUUAGUGAAAAUUAAAAAUUGUAAGAGGUGUUUCAAAUUGUCUUUUGUAUUUUGACGACAGCCGAAAUUCAGUAAAUCUGAUUAUGAAAAUCUCCUCUUUUAGCUA
This is a messenger RNA of Arabidopsis lyrata subsp. lyrata, 1311 nucleotides long. Its product is annotated as nuclear pore complex protein NUP35. Gene Ontology annotation, molecular function: single-stranded DNA binding; phospholipid binding; structural constituent of nuclear pore. The transcript is spliced from 4 exons. NCBI's taxonomy places the organism in Eukaryota, Viridiplantae, Streptophyta, Magnoliopsida, Brassicales, Brassicaceae. The coding region runs from base 142 to 1131 and encodes 329 amino acids. Gene Ontology annotation, cellular component: nuclear membrane; nuclear pore nuclear basket; nuclear pore central transport channel. Gene Ontology annotation, biological process: NLS-bearing protein import into nucleus; nuclear pore organization; regulation of DNA-templated transcription. The record is from RefSeq and is a predicted model, not a curated record.